Messenger RNA from Diprion similis, 1210 nucleotides. Its product is annotated as UPF0764 protein C16orf89 homolog. NCBI's taxonomy places the organism in Eukaryota, Metazoa, Arthropoda, Insecta, Hymenoptera, Diprionidae. The record is from RefSeq and is a predicted model, not a curated record. Gene Ontology annotation, cellular component: cytosol; membrane. Bases 30 to 1109 code for a protein of 359 amino acids. The transcript has 7 exons.
ACUAUGGAGGGGAUCGUAUAUAGGCGACGAUGCCAGGUGCUCACCUUAUCAGAACCCAUAGUAUCGUCGUCAUGAAACUUCGGAUGCUGUUACACAGCAUCUCGGCGCUUAUCAGCGUCGUUAUUCUUUCCGCGAGGGAUACUCAUUCCGACAAUGCAAUUGACGACAAAUUGGAACGAAGAAUCAUUGCACUUUACAGGGUACUCGAUUUCAUGGCGCAGAGACCUCGCCAGAUGAACGUCGAUGCGAUCUUCGGACUCACCAUAACUGAAGCCCACGUUGCGAGCACCGUGAACCACGAGAAACUGAAGUUUUUCGACCCUCGUUUUCGAGACGCCCUCAUCGACGUCCUGGAACUCUGCAGGCGCGCUUAUCGACAAGCCGUGACAGUAGUUUCAACGAAGACUAAGGAAACCGCGAUAUUAAACCAAGUACUGAAUCAGCCGGAGAUUUGGCGCUGGCCUAUAGAAUGGAGCUUCGGGUUAUUGGGCCCGAGACCUCCGCCGAGUGAGAAUAACACGGAAUCUUCCGUUCUUCAAUACUUCUACAAGGGAACGCCGAAUGAGAUCGAAAGCGAUCGGUGUCUCUCUCAGCUUGCUCAAGAGUACGGGGGACCCGUUUGUCAGGUGUCGGAGCUCUGCGCCAAAAUGUUGAUAAGAAAUGACGGGCCCAGAGGGUAUCCGCUUGCGCACAGGCUGCUCUACGUCGUCACAGCUGUCGUCCUCGGAUGCAAGGAGCGCGAAUCCACUCCGUUCGACAAACUGAUACCUGCCUACUGCACAGCUAUUUUACAGGAUGCAGUCGAUAUGGAAGAUGCUAACUUUCCAGCAAUGUCAAGAGACAUGAUUUGCGAGCAAGUUAUUCUCUGCGGAAUGGCAGGCUAUAUGGAAUUUGCCAAUGACCAUUACGCAGCGUUGAUACUGAGCUGGCCGAACGACGCGGGAUGUUUUACCAGUUUAGGAUUUGGAGAGGAAGUAUUUCCGAAAAGAUUCAAGCGGGAAAGUGAAAGGAUGGAUUACGGUUGUGAAAACCACGCGACGGCUUUGGGCGCAGCAAGUUUGUCUCUGCUGAUCCGUCAGUUCGUUGAGACUUCGAAUCUGACUGUAUAACAGUGAGUAAAAAAAUGAAUGAACCGAAUUUUUUUUUAUCUAAAAGCCGGUCGCCUUUGGUGAAAAGUUAAAUACUUACGAAAUUUGACACGAGCUAAUAA